Messenger RNA from Daldinia loculata, 1390 nucleotides. RefSeq lists its product as uncharacterized. Bases 66 to 1118 code for a protein of 350 amino acids. Lineage: Eukaryota; Fungi; Ascomycota; Sordariomycetes; Xylariales; Hypoxylaceae. The transcript is spliced from 3 exons. The record is from RefSeq and is a predicted model, not a curated record.
AUUGCCCAAGGAGGUACCGGGGCUUUUAUUUCGUCACUUCUACUCACGAAUCUAUUCCUCGUACUAUGCGUCGACUUAAAGCUCUGCUUAGGACUCUGCUUAGGAGACGAAGUUACGAUGAGGAAAGUCCGGUCCCCCCCGAGAGGAAUACGGCGGGGCUGUCGGACACCCGACGAAGCCUCCGAUCUUAUGGGGGCCAAUCGACUAUAAAAGAUCGACAUAUCACCGGUCUUAAUUUGUCAAGGUGUAAUGAGAGCCCGGUGGAACGUGAAACCAACAAACACAAGAGUUCCAAUUCUCAGCACUUAACAAAUACAAAUACAAGUAGCCCCGUCUCAGUACAACCAAACUCGCGAACGUCGAUUGAGAAAAUCCCGGAGCGUCAGAGAAAUGUGUUGGUAAAGAAUCCUAGGAAAGAUAUGUCCAGGAACGAUAUGUCUGGGCACUUUUACUCCGAUAAACUGGCCAGCACGGAAGAGGGACCAAAAAAAUCGUCAACAGAAAUACAACACAGUAAAGACGGACAGUUAGCUCAAUCUACAAGGGAGCCGGACCGUCGCGUAGAGAUACUUAACAAGGAGGAUAACGCUACUCGACCAGGAGAACGUGGUGGUGCGGAGAGUGAGAAGACCGCCAUAGACCUCAGGGAUACCAUAGAUACCGACGAGACUAUCACUUAUGCUCCGGCGGUUACGCACGAAACCAUUCGCCCACAGGUGCACGAGAUUCUGGAAGAACGGAUAUACCGCGAGAUCCACAAUCAUAACGUAUACCAUCGAAUCCAACCUAUUUACGAGGUUGAGAUCCUUCCUGCCCGCCAUUUUGUCCCCGGACCCGGCGGUGGUCUAGUUGAGGUGCCCGAGGAUUCUAUCCCAGAGUGUACCGGUGCGAAUCAAGAAUGGCACGUGAGCAAGAGACCGCCUCGCCCUGCGUCGUCACCUACCCUACGCCAGCCAGCAUCUAUAGAUGAAAAUAACGCGGUUUGCGAGCCUAUUGAGAAGGCCGCUGAAAAUGGGGGCGAUCUCGAGCCUACGAAGACCCAAACAGCCAUCGACAACCAGGAAUUCAAAGACGUGUACUUUGAUAGUUGGCAAUCCAGUGCUGCUCGCAUAUUCUAGGAAGCCAUUUGGAAAUUUCGGUAUGAUAUUAGCGAGUCUAUGAGAGACAAUUCUUUUCAUUUCCUCUGCGCGGACCCCGGUCAUAAACACUCGAAAGAGACUUGUAGUUCAAGUCUCUCAUGUUCCCCUCACUUGGUACACAUUUAGGGUUCUGCCGAUUUCGUCGGUCCCGGAUGAUAUCGAACUAGCUGCAUUAUUACUUUCUUACGUUACUGUUGCUGUCAGCCCAUUGCGGCAACAGCAUGCGCCGUGAUUCCCGACCUAGUAUUCGC